This is a messenger RNA of Anoplophora glabripennis (Asian longhorned beetle), 992 nucleotides long. RefSeq lists its product as uncharacterized. The coding region runs from base 57 to 926 and encodes 289 amino acids. The record is from RefSeq and is a predicted model, not a curated record. The transcript is spliced from 3 exons. NCBI's taxonomy places the organism in Eukaryota, Metazoa, Arthropoda, Insecta, Coleoptera, Cerambycidae.
UCCUGCUGGGGCGUUUGGAAGACUAUAGAGCUACCAGUCAGUCUAGUCGCCGCAGUAUGGCGAUCGCCAUCACGAUAUGCCGCUUCUGCAUGGUGGUGCUCCUGGUCGUCCUGCCAGGACAGUGCGCCCCCAGAUCGAAGGGCAGCAAGAGCGGCCACCGGAGCGCCCCCCAGACGGUGUACGACCAGAAGCAGACGGGGGAUUAUAAUAUCCAGUUGCACUUGAAGGAUUUCCAGAUCAUUGCUUUAUUGGGGGAUGACUACUUUGGAGGGGAUUACGAUUACAACUACGACUACUCAGAUUUCACCUUAAAACCAAGCACCCACAAACCAUCAACUGAAGCUGGAUCAUCGCCGCCAUCACCCACCACUUCAGCUCCAGAGAAACCAUCUUCAACAUCAACACCAUCAGUCGCGGUUUCAAUCUCCACAACACCCUCCAAAGAACCACCGGUAAGGAAACAAGAAACACCCGCGACAAACAAAAAUCCAGACAAACCAGCUAAACCGGAAGCGGAAAAACCUUCAAACGAGAUGGAGAAACCUUCAACUACGUCUGCCAACGUCACUGAAGAAGUGGUCGAAAUAGUAGAAAGUUCUACCGUACCACAAAGAGAAAAAUUCGAAGAACCCAAUUCACCUGGUAAGAUAAAAGUACAAAUCAUCGAAACCCCAGUGGGGAUAGUACCUGGCGAGGUGUCCGACAAAGAUAGCAUUAUUAAGGAAGGGGAGGUACUGCAUAUAAAGAGGUGCGCAGCGGGAUUCGGGAGGGAUAAGUUGGGGAGAUGCAGGAGGUUGAGGAGGCCAGGUUCCAGUUCACCUCACUUACCGUAUAGUUUUAGUAGAUUAGCUAACAGUUUGGCGUCAAGGCUUAGGCAAUCAUCAUCAGAAGAAUCUCUACCUUCAUCAGAAUCCUCAGAAGACUAGUGAUUAUUAUUUAAAUUUUAGCUUUAAUUUAAUUUGUGGUAUAUUUAUUUAUAACUUAUUAUAUUU